GUCAAAUCCUACAUGAGGGCGCCAAGCACCCGAGCGUUAGCGUUAGCUGAGGGGCGCCAGGCACCCUUGGCGUUAGUAUCGUUCGUCAAAAGGCCCCCUGUGGUAGAGUGACAUACCUGUGUCGCACGCGAAGAUGAAUGUGAUGAUGACCAGGGCAAUGUUCGACUUGAGUAGCUGUCUUGACUUGAGCUGUGUAUUGAGUCUCACUAUCUCGUCCUUGUCUCUUUGAUCCCAUGGCAAGAAUUGGCCAAGACGACUGGAAAUAGACCAGGAUGCAGUAGAUGACCAGCAGUGAGUCUUUGUGUGUGUUUGUGUGUGUGUUUUUCCCUCUGCUCUUUAUGUAUGCGUUCUACGUCGCAGGAGUUGGAGAAAUGUUCAUUAUUUAAACGUCAUGCCGCCUACGGGACUCCACCUCAUGGUUUGAUUUCAGAGUUUGCCUUCUUUUAGAUAAGUUUCAAUCCAAAAUUAACAAGCCCCACCCACCGGAAGCGCUGGUGAUGCAUUUUCCUGCUUUUGCCCGACUUAGUUUUAGACACCACUCAAGCCACCAAGCACCCUAGCGUUUAGUGGGAGGGCGCCAGGCACCCCGGGGCUAGAAGGCUACUAGUCAUAACAAACCGAUGCUCCUGGGAUCUGGAUUUAAGUUAGGGAUAGUUUUGAUCAGUCGAGCAUAGAGAAAAAAUAGUCGAUGGGAGGGUGAUAUUUUCCUGUACUUGGUCCGUUGCGGAGGCGUAAAAAGUGGGUGGUGGCGCUAGGAAUUGAAGGAUGGGAAGUAGAUAGUGAAAAGACCAAGCCGCAUGUUUAACUUCCCAUGUUAUCGUGUUAUACGUCACGUUUGAAUAACCUCAAAUAGCAGCAGACUUUCUUUUUUUUUGGUUUUGUUAAUGUUAUGAAUGAACUUAUAGAGCAGGGUUCAUGAAAGAGACAUGCGAUGUUUAUUUAAUCUGAUGCACCAGUUAUCGUGUAGCAGGCGAAGGUCAAACCCAGUGGAAUCAACGAAUGAUAAAAAGUGAAUCUCGAGUUUGAACAGAUCUAGCAAUUACUACGAUAACACGAGGAAAAAAAAAUAAAGUAAGAUUCCGUCAGUUGAUAAGAGGCCACCGGAUGUUUAUCAUUAUUUGUGUAAAAGGUCACGCAGACAUUGUAUAAAACGUCACGCAGACUUCAUAUAAAAUGUCACGAUGAGAUUUUUUGUGUGCAAUAUUUAAGAUGUUAAUUGAAAUUAUUUUGUUUCCACACGAAUAAAUAAUUUUAUUUCAGGACCAAAUAAUUUUUAUUCUUUAAAAAAAAGAGAAGAUUUCGAUUUGGUAAGACAAAAUUACUCCUCUUAUUGAAAGUUAUGUAAAUUUUCUGAUAGCCCCCCUUCCCCCCCCCCCACACACACACGUCUUUUUUGCUGACGGAGAAACAUUCGUGACGCCACUGACACGUUGAUAAAAUUAAUUCAAAACUAAUUCAAAACUAGGUUGGAAAAAGUUAUGUAAAUUUUUUUAUAGCCCCCCCUCCCCCCCCCCCACCCACACACGUCUUUUUUGCUGACGGAGAAACAUUCGUGACGCCACUGACACGUUGAUAAAAUUAAUUCAAAACUAAUUCAAAACUAGGUUGGAAGGGGGGGGGGGGUGACAAUUGACUAAAAUAAUCAUCGGCACCAUCGUCUCUUCUACUUGGUCGUAAUACUUUGAGAGGGGGAGGGGGAAUUGUUGAUGCAAAAUUACCUACUGCAGAAUCUUUUUAAGAAAUCUCUGUGCUGAUUUGGUUCUUAACAAAUGACUAUUUUUAAAAGUAUAUAUAUAUAUAUGUAUAUAUGUUGUUUCUGUGCAGGGGCAGGGGGAAAAGAGUGUGGUUGGGGGGGGGGGGCUUUGGACCAGACCUUCCUCUGAUUCUACGCCAAUUCUGCGCUAUAAAGAUUCUUUCAACAUCUCGUCACGCUCCAGGUACCAGUGAUAAUGUCCCACUGGGAGCCCUGUCGUCAAUGUCUGGGACUGUUCGCUGCCAUAGAAACUUCCUGAGCCGUAACAGGUGCUAGGAGAUUAACCUUUUUUUUUUAAAAUCCUUGUUGACGGAAAGAUAUACAGCCUACUUUUUUUUUCGUCACAGGUGCUAGGAGAUUAACCUUUUUUUUUUUUAAAUCCUUGUUGACGGAAAGAUAUACAGCCUACUUUUUUUUUUUUUUACAUUUAUUUAUUUUUAUUCCCUUCCUACCUUUCUUUCUUUCCCUUCCUUCCUUCCUUUUUCCACUUCCUUCCUUUAUUUCCCUUCCUUCCUUUCUUUCCCUUCCUUCUUUCCUUUCGUUCCCUUCCUUCCUUUCUUUCCUUUUCUUCCUUUCUUUCCCUUCCUUUCUUUUUUUCUUUCCUUCCUCCGUCCUUCCUUUCUUUCUUUCUUACUUACUUUCUUUCUUUCCCUUCCUUUCUUUUCCCCCUUCCUUUCUUUUCCCCCCUUCCUUUCUUUCUUUCUUUCUUUCUUUCUUUCUUUCUUUCUUUUUUUCUCAGAAGUCAUCUUUACCCAUAUUUUAUCAACGUCAAGUUUCAAUGGGAUCAAGUUUCACCAAUGAAAUGUCUUGUUUUCCUGUUACCUCAUUCACUAUCUUCGAGGAACGGCACUGAGCUGAAAUUCGGUUCUUCUCAAACAAAUAGACCCUUAAAUCGCGGAGGAACACCUUUUUUUCUUUUUUCAACAACAAAAAGUAAAUAAAACAAAGAAGCCACAGCUGUGGCGAAUGAAGAGUCAAAUACGAUUAACAAUAUAUAAAUAAUUAAUUACUGCUACUAACUAAAAUUUAAUGAAGAAAUAAGCUGUUUUAUCGUAUUGUAGUUUAACCAAAAUGUAACGUAAUCAUACAAACGAUGUAUCAGCUGGAGGUGGAUUUCCUUCUUGAAGUUAAACACAGUCAACUGUCGAUAAACUUCGAAUUUGAUAUUUUAAAUGAAUUGUUUGUUCUUUUACAAACAAUAUGUACUGGGAAAAAAAAAGAAAAAAAAAAAUUCACACUUUAUAGUUCAAGUCGACUAAUGGGCCAGUUGGCGAUAGAAUCGACCAUCCCUGGCGGUAAAUUUUUCAACGUUAUUUUUGCUUCUUGCUUUACCAGUACAACAUUAAAUUAAUAUUUGAGAUUAAAAUGCAUCUCUCUCCCCCCUCCCCUUCCUCAAGUUUGACGCCCGGACAAUAGUACAUGUUGCCCCAUCGGUAGAGGCGGUGUUGUCCCGUCGGUAGAGUAGGUGUUGCCCCGUCGGUAGAGCCGGCGUUGUCCCGUCGGUAGAGCCGGUGUUGUCCCGUCAGUAAAGCCGGCGUUGUCCCGUCGGUAGAGCCGGUGUCGCCCCGUCGGUAGAGCCGGUGUUGUCCCGUCAGUAAAACCGGCGUUGCCUCGUCGGUAGAGUCGGUGUCGCCCCGUCGGUAGAGUCGGUGUCGCCCCUUCGGUAGAGUCGGUGUUGCCCCGUCGGUAGAGUCGGUGUUGCCCCGUCGAGGGAAGCAGAUGUUGCCCCUUGCAUAGGGGCUGAAAUUCUGGCCACAUUACCUUACUCUUAGACUCCUAGGGGUUAAGUGCUUCUGAACUCCGACCUUUUAUAAAAAUAUGACAUUGAUGGAACAACAUAGACACAAAAUUGACAGAGAACCUAGUCAAUAUGGCAAUUAAUAAAACUGCAAAAUUUGCAUUGACGACCAUAAAUGUAUUCCUCAUUUCGUACCUAGUUGUAGCGUUUAGGGUCUGGGGAUAAACAAAAAGUUGCGUAUGAAAAAGGGGGGGGGGGCGCGUAUGUGUUUUAAAAAUCUUGUCAUCUGUGGUCGAGUUAUAUGUGACUCUCCAUCCUUGACUAUACAAAUAUAAUUGUAUCCCCAGCGCCGUGGCAAGCAAAACCUGUGCCCGGGACAAAACCUGUGCCCGGGACAUAACAUGUGCCCGGGACGAAGCCUAAAUUUAGGCACCUUAUUCACACAAAGUUUUUAUUAAUACACAUAUUUUUCGUGAACAGUGACGAUUUUAGUGCACGCUGGAGAUGGUGCCCGGGGACUGGAGUGCCCACCCUCUCGAAUGGCCAUUAUUGUAGAGUGCAUCAUGCAUCAACUAAAUAAACAAAGUGCCAACAAAAACAUAUUCUAUGGCAAAAGAAACUUAAUGAGUCGUGGCCAACUUGUUUAUGAACGAAUGGUUAGAGACUUGACACGCGUGUGUGUGUGUGUCCCCCAGUGUGGGGAAGAGGAACUCUUAUACGCAAUGACAUGAAGAGAACUUCCCAACGGAUGAUAUGGAUAAUGUGAACGUCUUGAAACUUGAAGCAAGCCCCCCCCGGCCCCCCCCCCCAGGGUGACCCAAGAAAGAGGAAAGAAAGCAAAUGCUUUAAUGUUUGUUCAUAAAAAAAAAAAAAAAAAAGGGGGGGGGGGGGGGGGGGAAGAAAACUGGUACAAAAAUUCGUCACAACUAGUGGCUGCCUUUGAAUUUGAUGAUCCGCCAAAGUACAAUGGCGUAACUCAGUGGUGCCCGACUUUAGGGGGUCGCUACAGGGUAAUGACGUCGUGGCAGGGGGGCUCCACUGUAAAAUACCUUCAUGCGGUCGCAACCCUCGCCAUUGGCGUCAGGGACAGAUAUGGUGGUUUGGGGGUGAUGAUGGUUGGCGACAACUCGAUUUUGUUGGGAAAAGACAGAGGAAUUCUUUACCUCAUCAUGUUUUCGGAUUGUGGCCAGUAACUUUUAGCAUGCCCGUCAAAUCUGCAUAAAUAAAUAUUUCCAUUUGCUAAACAUAUCUUAGCUUCUAAACUUAAUUUUACCUUCAAAACUAAAUUAACUGAUAAAAGAUGCAGUUGCAGCAGAAAAUGUAUCUCUAAGAAGGUUUUUUUUUUAAUUGAAAAACGAGCAAAAUCAAAUCUCAGUUUCCCAUAAUUCUUUUUUAGAACCACUGCCAUCGCUGACCUGCAGCGUGUGCGUCCCUCUGCCAUCGCUGACCUGCAGAGUGUGUGUCACUCGGGUCCAGACUCCAGACCAUGAUGACAAUAAACAAUGCAGCCGGUAACAAACUGGUUUUGCUGGAUGUGUUUGUCAGAAAUGAGUUUGUACUGGGUGCGUUUAGCUGUGCCUGGAGCGUGUGUAUCCGUACAUGGAGUGUGUGUGCACUGUGUGGGACUCAUUAUGAAAGGAAGCACACCUCAUGUUGAUGGACACCUAACACACCCCCCCCCCCCAAUUUCUUUUUCAGAUUCAGGAGAUUAUUUUAUUUAAACUGUCUGUAAAUUUGGAAUUUUUCCGUUUUCAAUUUCGAACAAACCUCAAAAACAUUUAAACCAGGCAGCAUCAGUGGACAACAUCGGUGGUCAUUAACUGCGACAUUCACUCCAUUGCGUAAAGCUAUUGACUUAAUGUUGAAUUUAAUCAUUGGCAGAUAUUUAUGGCCGUUGCCAAACUAGUUCCGCUCAGUACAACAUAUGAAGAUAUAGAAAAAUGGCAAAAAUAAACUCCUAUAACGCGUUUAAAGCUUACGUGCAACACCUUCUUUUUAAUGUUUCUGUUUCAUCAUAGGAUAAAAUGGACCCAAACGUGGUUAUUCCGUGCUGAGUCCCAUCCCGAGUACCAUUCUUAGUACCAUUCCGAGUACCACCUUGAGUACCACCCUGAGUACCAUCCUUAGUACCAUUCCGAGUACCAUCCUUAAUACUAUUCCGAGUACCAUCGUUAGUACCAUUCCGAGUCCCAUCCUUAAUACCAUUCCGAUUACCAUUCAGAGUACCACCCUGAGUACCAUCCUUAGUACCAUUCCGAGUACCACCCUGAUUACCAUUCCGAGUACCAUCCUGGCCUGAGUAACUUUCUUGCUAGUUUGAACACUCGAAGAAUCAUUGUGAUUAUCUCACAUAAUAGGCUUGAAAUGUAACUUUAUACCUGUGAAUAACGAAGUCAAGGACGAAAACCUGGUUGGAAAUAAUGUAAAUGAAACAGUUAAUUAAAACGCGUUAUUAUAAAUGUAUUUGUAAAAAAGAAAAAAACUUUUUGCCCAAGGAUAACGACACGCCCCUCUUUACGGUUUCACUUGCCCGUCUCAAGAAUGUGAGACGUCCUUUCUCUUCUUGUCUUCAAUUCGCUCAACUGUCUCUGGUUGCUUUUUUUCUUCUUUUUAGCGUUGGUUGACACAGUCUUUACUUACACUUAAACUCCAACCAAAAUCAGGCGCAUUUCCGGGGCUGUUUCCUGCUCGAACUGGCGGUUUGGCUGGGGGGAAAAUUUAGUUUCAAACCAACAGCUAAACACCUCUUAAAACAAUCCACAAACACACACGCACACAAUGGAGGGGCCGUGUGUUUGAGAGUAAACACACACAUCAGAAUAGUUGCACGCAAUGGGUUGGGUGAGAUUUAGGGGGGGGGGGAGUUAAUGAGUUGAUGUUAUUUUCAUUUAACUUUUACUUUCUUCAUUUUAACAUGGGCUGACAUUUUACGGCCAAACCAUCAUUUGGGGUGUUGAUGUUGUUCAUCUUAAUACGAUGUUUCAAAGCCCCCCCCCCCUCUUCCCUUUUUUUUUUUUUUUUUUCUCUCAUUAUGGGGCCGUUUUUUUUAUUUUUUUUUUUUUUUUUUUAUUUUUUUUGUUGUUUUUUUUUNCUGCAAUUGUGUCUGUCGUGCACAGGUCAGUAACAAGGUGUGUCCGGGUGUUAGCCCCGCUACAGGCAUCGUCACCACAAGAGGUGGGCCAAAAAGAGAACCUUGCCAGAACGAGAUGACAAAAUGUGCCCCAAAUAUCUCUGCAACCCAAAUGUCGUCUUUCAAACGCUUACCGCACCAGGCGCCGAAUUCGAUUGCUGCCGCGGCACUGCAAAAGUGAAAGAAUGCCCAGCUCGUCAAUCAAUAGAUGGCCUAAGGUCAUCGAGACGUUGAAUCUUUUCAGCGGUCCCAAAGAACGGACAUCUUUUUUUUUUUUGCUACCGCUUCUAAUGUUUCUGUUCUGCCCCUGGCUAAGUUCAGUGUUAAUCCUGAGUGAGACAGCACAAAAGCUGUUUAGUUGGCCCUUCAUUGUCUUGUGCCGGUAAAGACGCCAGCGUAUAAAUAUUUCGGCCUAGUUAGAAUGUUUGGUUUUUGGAUUGUCUUCGCCUGAUGGCAGUAAACUCCGAACAUGAACCAAUGAUGAGGCUGAUCUCGACUAACAUGAAAUGGGGGUAGGCAUACCAUAAUAUAAAUAUACUGAUUGAGGGAACAUAGAUUGGGGAAACAUAGAGCUGUGGUGUAACGCAUAUUUGAAAUAAAAAAAUAAAAUUAUUAUCUCUUUAUUGCGUCAUCUAAAAACGUUGUCGUCUGCAAAGGUACAGGUGGUUGGGGGAUGGUGCCUGAUCCCUCCACCCCACCUCUCCUAAAUAUUUAACUCGCCCUCAGUGUUGGGCUGCAUUUAUUGUUGGCAUUCAUGCCAACCGUGGAUAGAGUCUUAUUGACAAACUCUGUGUCUAAACUAAAGACCAAGCGCGUAUUAAAUGGCAUGAAAAGAAUCCGGUUUAAGCCAUGUUCUCUGCUACACGCGUGUUCUCAUCGGUGUUCAAUUUGUACUUCUGUCAAACGUUUCACUGAGCUCGUACAUGAAAAAAGCAACAAAGACUCCACUGGCAUGCUGCAGUAUCAUUUCUUGUUGUUUAAUGUGCUGGUAAACAACGACUGUUGAAUGAUGAGAUCGUCGCAAGUAGUGAGUUCUGCUUGGAGGCAGCGCGCAAACUGCUGCUAUGAAUCAGUAUGUUUUAUUUCAACGUAUUUAAUUAUAAUGUAAGAUAGUAAUCACUGAUAACUGGAGCGUGAACUAUCGAUCUCAGGCACAAUUAAUCGCUCGUCUGAGGAGUGGCGCCGUAUCCUAGUGGCGUCGUGUUUGGAACUGGCCGCACGGUUGUUAUUUAAACGUCGCCGCUCUGUCACUGUCAUGGAUGUGUAUGUUCCCGUAAAGAUUCGCCAUAACGUUGUAAGUAAAAAGUUUAUUUCGUUGUUUUUAAAACAAAAUAGAUUUAGCUUUUAAGUGAGACUCCCGAGAACAAACAUACGCCUCAUGAAUACACGCAGGACUCUGUGACACGCGACUCUUUGGGACACACUCACAUCAUUGCCGUCAUGUUUAGACCUCCGCGGAUUUUAAGUAGCUAACCACGGAGACAUCCAUGGAUUCCUUACAAAAAUGUGUCUUUUAAACAAAAUUCAGAGAAUUAUUUAAUCUACCUGUUCCACAAUAGUAACCUGUCUGUUUUUUGUUUUUUUUUCUGUGUGCAAUAUCCACCAACCUCCGAAAUGCAAUCGAUACUAACCCCCGGAGCACACUAUAACAUAGAAUGUACUUUACUUGUUAAUGGACAAUAUCCCCCAUCCCUCAGAGAAAAAGAAGGGGGGGGGGAGUCAAUAUCACAUUGGCUUUUAAAAGUGCUGCAAAUCGCAAAGAACAAAAUAAAAAUAAAAUAAAAAAAUUGUUUUUGAAAAAAAAAAAUUUUAAAUGGCUUUCCCCCCCCCCCUCCCAUAGUUGUAUCAAUUUAAUUUAUUUUAUUUUCACUCAUCACCGAUGAAAAAAAAACUAAUAAGUGUGCCCUUACUUUCUCAAUAAAAACAGUGGUUUAGUAGGGUUAGUCUAUUGAUACCCAGUGGUUUAGUAGGGUUAGUCUAUUGAUACCCAGUGGUUUAGUAGGGUUAGUCUAUUGAUACCCAGUGGUUUAGUAGGGUUAGUCUAUUGAUACCCAGUGGUUUAGUAGGGUUAGUCUAUUGAUACCCGGGGUGGGCUAAUAUAUUCUGAGACCUUCUUUAACGAAAAAAACAACAAAACUUUGCAGUUGGCCGAAAAUGCCGCCCAUCUUAUAAAGACAAAAAUGUUGAUGCCGACAUAACGGAGGAUCCUGCUCAAUGGCUACCGUAUAUAAAUGCGUACGAUGACAGUCGUUGUUGUUUUCUUUACCAACGCGAUCCAUCGCAAAUCAAAUAAUUUAGAGUCCCAUUACCAUAAUACGCGCCAACUGGCCCACGGAGGGUCUUGAAAAAGGCCAGGGUCAAAGUAGUCCACGUCAGUCGGUUUUGGUAUUUUGCUCUUGUUACAAAGUACACGUCUAUAAAAAGCAGUGAAUCUGCUCUAGCAACACGAGGCGGUUGUGGCUGGGAAAAACUAUGUCAAGUGUUUGUCAGCAUCGGGGAAAAAGUCAUCAGAUCAUUUAAGUAAUUAUCAAGAUGGGGAUUUUUUUUUAAAUGGGGAAAAGAAAUGAUACAACUAUGCGUGACCUUGAUGACGUUAUAAAUCAAAGCCUUUUAAAUCAUGAAGCCCGAAUCCAUAAAAAUGUAUUUGAAAGAAUAAUAUGCGUAGUUCAUCAACAUUCAGGUCCAGUGACCAGUCGGACAUUUACCCUUCGGUAUCCUUAGUUAGGGUGCAUGCUAUUAAAAAUUUACACACGAGAGGGCAUUCUGACGGAUUACAGUCGAAACAAAAAAAAAAAAAAAAAUUAGCCUCCCUGGGGAUACUUUUACCAUCAAAGUGGGCUUCACGUGUGUUAGUGGAAACGUGAUCAAUCAGAUAGGAUUAGGGUGCAUGCUAUUAAAAAUUUACACACGAGAGGGCAUUCUGACGGAUUACAGUCGAAACAAAAAAAAAAAAAAAAUUAGCCUCCCUGGGGAUACUUUUACCAUCAAAGUGGGCUUCACGUGUGUUAGUGGAAACGUGAUCAAUCAGAUAGGUUCCCUGAACAUCUUCGUGAUAUCGAACAAGGAAUACUUUCCCCGGUCUCAUCCCAUUCCAGUGGAGAUAAACACAAAGGGACAUUAGAUAUUUCUAUAACGGCACUGAUUUCCUGCACUAACACACCGGCGAGAGUUAGAAGGGAAAACAAAUUAAUUCAUCUUUUCGGUCCGAUGUGCAAUCAAUCAAAUACUCUCCUACCAAUGAUCCUCACAUUCCCGGUAUUUCUUUUCUUAUUUCUUAUAUUUUACAUAUUUCAAAAAUGGUUUUAAAUUUUAUUUAUCACAGCAAUGAUACAUUGAUUCUUUUACUGCUUGUAAUCUUUGUUUUGGAAAAUCUAACUUCCGGCAAUAACAUUAAUGGCGAACACUUAAGUUUUUAAACUACUUUCUAUUUCUCGAGGUUUCUUCUUUUUUGUCUUGUCUGCUGAGGAAAGCUUUUAACCUAUAAGCGUUCUUCUUUUGUUGAUCAGUCUUUUUAUUUCAAGCUUCCACAUAACUUAUUCCACUAUUUCGAUUAUAUAUACACCAAGUAAUGGAAACUUUUUGAACUUUGUUGAUAAGUCUGGUAAUAAGACAGGUGAUAAGUCGAGGGUUAAGUCAUGUUAAAAUAGGACACGCCAUGUCAUAACAGUGGCACACAUUUAUCCGGUAAUAUCUUCACAUCUUGUAAAAAAAACUACCUUCACCUCGGCUUCGCAUGACUGGUUUCAAUCACGUUACGGCUGCUAUGGUUCAAUGCAGAUUGACAUAACAUCCAAAUCCUUUCAUCCCCUUCGAACAAAAAUUUGAACAAAAAUUCGGAAAAUCUCUGUCAACAAGAGAUCAAACACGGGUACAGUUCCCUCCGCCCCCCCCCCCUGGCUCCCCCAGGAUCAAUCCCUUUAUGUUUAGGACCGGGCCGUGGUGUAUCAGUCCCUUGCUGUGUGCAUUGCUAUAACAGGCUAAAAUUCAAAUCAAGAUGUCUAGUUGCUAACUCACUCUAUAUAUAAUACGGCUGGCAACAGUAGUCCUUUUACUUGUCGGCGUGGCAUCAAGUCAAGCUUUUCUGUGGGUCGUUUUUUUUUUCGAAGGGAUGGGGGAACAGCCAGGCGUUGCAGAAAUUCGGGGGAUGAGCAUCUGAGCAACACAUUAGGGCAUUGUGAGCCGGUGAACAUGAGUGCAGCCAAUAAAACUGUACUGAACAAAUAUUUUAGACUUCCAAAAACGGGUGGGGUUUGGAGAAAAAAAAAAGGGGGGGGGGGUAUAAUUUAUGACAUUUCUGAAUCACAUCGUUAAGAAAUUCGCUAAUCAUUUUAUUUUCUUAUUUGCUUUUUUUUUGUUUUCUUGUUUGUCCAUGUUGGUGCUUAAUUAAUUCGUUAAAUGUAUCUCUCUUUUUAAAACUCUUUAUAAAAAAUAUGUAUAUCCUCAAAAUUUAAUUCCACUUAUUGUCGUUCCUCUCACUCCACCUUCAGAGGGUCUCUUCUACAGACCUGUUUACUCUUACGAUUUUGGCGUACAAUGUACGAUUUUCAGGUGUAAAUAUAUAUAUAGUAUGCUUAUCUUUUACUCUAAAUAUAAGGUAUUGAACGAUUUUGUGAUGAUAUUGUACGAUUUUAAGAGUUUGAGGGUAAACAGGUCUGCUUCUAUGUGUGGUCUGUAGUCUUCUGCGUGUGGUCUCUAGUCUUCUGCGUGUGGUCUGUAGUCUUCUAGGCGUGGCCUGUUGUGUUCUAUGUGUGAUCUGUGGUCUUCUAGGUGUGGUCUGUAGUGUUCUACAUGUGGUCUGUGUUCUACUAUGUGUGGUCUGUGGUCUUCUAGGCGUGGUCUGUAGUCUUCUACGUGUGGUCUGUAGUCUUCUACGUGUGGUCUGCAGUCUUAUAGGUGUGGUCUGUAGUUUUCUAGGCGUGGUGUAUGGUCUGUAGUCUUCUAGUUGUUGUCUGUAGUCUUCUAGACGUGGUCUGUAGUCUUCUAGUUGUUGUCUGUAGUCUUCUAGUUGUUGUCUGUAGUCUUCUAGGUGUGGUCUGUAGUAUUCUAGGCUUGGUGUGUGGUCUGUUGUCUUCUAGGCGUGGUGUGUGUUCUGUAGUAUUGUUGUGCUCAACAAGUUUUCAAGUAUAUAUACAGACAUAUAUGUUCAUGACAGCACACUUUAAGUUCAUGAAUUUUUAUUGAGGUAACUACAUGGUCACUGAAUGUUUUGUGAGAUGAUAUCGACCAAACGGGAAAUAUUCAUUCCCAGUGCUUGAAUCGAUUUUCGAUAAAUUGUAGUCUCGUCAGUUCCUCAGCAGUGGAACCAUUGACAGAUACGGCGUCAGUUAGCCAACCAUGGCCCAUUUCAUAUUAAUUUUUAAAAUAUUCUUUAUUGUAUUGAUUUGUUUUUAUGUUAUGCUGUUUUUUUUUUAAUAAUAAUUUUUGGAUGAGCAUUGCGUUGGGAAAGGGGCACGGUGGGGAGAAGAGAAUUUGAAAAACUAAAAACAGUUUAUCCACAUAAUGUAUUUUUCGAUUCCAUUAUGACAAAUAAUUUAACAGAGAAAAUGAAUACACGUAAAAAAAGGCACGUAAAACCCGUUGGUGAAAUUUUGAUAUAGCUUUUUUUUUUUUAAUCUUGAUCCAAAAAGUGCACAGCGGUGGAGAGUUGGAAUUGCAAUAUAAAGGAAAGUGGCCAGGAGGACAAUUAUUGGAUAUAAAUAAAAAUGACUUUUUGCCUUCCCAAACUCAUAUUUUAUUAGAAAACGCUUUUAAAAAAAAGUUAUUCAUAUACAGUACGAUUUUUUUAAACACGCCUGCGGUAUCAUGCCGUCCAGUCCACACUUAAACACGCCUGCGGUAUCAUGCCGCCCAAUCCACAUUUAAGCACGUCUGCAUGAUCAUGCCGUCCAAUCCACAUUUAAGCACGUCUGCAUGAUCAUGCCGUCCAAUCCACAUUUAAGCACGUCUGCAUGAUCAUGCCGUCCAAUCCACAUUUAAGCACGUCUGCAUGAUCAUGCCGUCCAAUCCACAUUUAAGCACGUCUGCAUGAUCAUGCCGUCCAAUCCACAUUUAAGCACGUCUGCAUGAUCAUGCCGUCCAAUCCACAUUUAAGCACGUCUGCAUGAUCAUGCCGUCCAAUCCACAUUUAAGCACGUCUGCAUGAUCAUGCCGUCCAAUCCACAUUUAAGCACGUCUGCAGGAUCAUGCCGUCCAAUCCACAUUUAAGCACGCUUGCGGUAUCAUAAUAAUAAAGUUUAUUUGAAAAUCACGCUUCAUCCACAAAGGCUCGAAGCGCGGUAUAUAGUCUAGUAUAUUAAAAGAGAAAUGAAACAGUCCAUAAUAUACCACAUUGAAAUACAAAAUGCAACAUUGCAAAAACUAUAUACAAGAAUACCCAUUCUAAGUCUUUCAUACCUAUAACAAUCAUAAACAACACAGGCCAAUACACAUCCACAAGAUAAUACCUAGAUAUAUAACAUCAUCCCAGCAGGUGUUUGCGAAAUAGAUAUGUCUUCAAAUAAGUUUUGAAAGACUCCAGUGACUGGCUGUUUCUGAGAGCGACAGGAAGGGUGUUCCAAAUUGUUGGGCCAGCAAAUACGAAAGUACUCCCCUCGUAAGUCUCAAGACGAACGUGGUAUCGAAAGUUUGCCACUAUCAGAUGACCGGAGUUGUGUAGUGGGUACAUAAGGCGUCAGCAGCUCUUUGAGAUAGGUCGGUGCCAGGUCAUGAAAGCAGCGGUAGCACAGAGUUGCCAUUUUGUACUCUAUGUGAGCGUGGACUGGCAGCCAAUGCAAAUCUCUCAGAAGUGUUUUAGCAUGGCCAAAUUUGCGUUUGCGAAGAACAAUGCGAGCCGCAUUAUUCUGUGCUUUUUUUAAUUUUAUCUAGGAGCGUAGCUGGAAGACCCACCAUAAGAACAUUACAGUAGUCCAUGCGUGGUAGCACGAAUGCAGACAUCAGCUUCUUUGAUGCAUCUAACAGUAAGAAAGGUCUGAUAUGACUAAUUCUGCGCAGCUCUAGAAAAAUCGCCUUGCAAACCAUGUAAAUGUGAUUUUUCAUAGUUAUUGUUCUGUCUAAACAGACAUCCAGGUUUCGCACUGUCUUAGGAAACUCAAUCUGUAUACCUGAGAGGAAGGGUUUGUGUGUUAUUUAUAUAUGUUAGCUUUUGAGCGGUAGCAAUGGGGAUCAGCUCGGUCUUUUCAUCAUUCAGUGUAAGCUUGUUUAUAGUCAUCCAGUGCUUAACUGACUCCACUGCCUUCUGUGUCAUACUAAGAACAUGAGGGAACUGAGAGGGGAUCACAGAUUGCCGAAGUUGGGUGUCAUCCGCGAACAUGUGAUAUAGCAUGUCAAAUUGCUUGAUCACUGCACCCACGGGCUGAACGUACAUUGUGAAAAGCACUGGGCCUAGGAUUGAGCCCUGUGGUACUCCGAAUUCGAUGAAAGAUUGCUUCGAGGUCAAACCGUUUGCAAUAACUGAUUGGACCCUAUUUGUUAGAUACGAGCGGAACCACUUCAGAAGGGUAUCGGUGAAACCAAACGUAUUUUCCAGACGUUGGAGAAGUAUGCCGUGGUCAAGCACAUCGAACGCAGCCAAUAGAUCGAGUAGCGACAAAAGCGAUAUCUUGCCCUCGCCACAAGAUGACAGAAGGUCGUUUACGACGCGCAACAGGGCUGUCUCGGUAGACUGGUGCACCCUGUAUGCUGACUGGAAGGCUCCAACAAGUCACACCAUCCUAUCCACAUUUAAACACGCCUGCGGUAUCAUGCCAUCCAAUCCACAUUUAAACACGUCUGCAUGAUCAUGCCGUCCAGUCCACAUUCAAACACGCCUGCCGUAUCAUGCCGUCCAGCCCACACUUAAACACGUCUGCCGUAUCAUGCCGUCCAAUCUACAUUUAAACCCGCCUGCAGUAUCAUAGCCACGCUCUCUGUGAAAAGAUGUAGUUUAAAAAAAAAAUUAAAUCAAUAUUUAACUUGUCUUAUCUUUUACCUCACAUCAGAUAUUACAAGGUCAGAAAUAGUAGUAGUCGUGUAUGCUUUCCCUUUACAUUAAGCGCUCUGCAGAUGGAGUCACUGAGUGGAAUCCUGUUUGCCGGAGUUGGGUUCUAUUGGCUUGAACGGAAAACUAUUGGCUUGAGUUGGGACCUAUUUGCUGGAAUUGGAUCCUUUUGGCUUGAGUUGAAUUCUAUUUGCUUGAGUCGGGGCCUUUCGGCUUGAGUUAAGACUUUUGGCUUGAGUUUCUUCAGCUAUGCCACCCUUGUUAAAGUUAGAUUAAUGAGACACAAACACUGUUUGUAAAUAAAACAAUGUGUUUAAGCUUUAAUUAUGGUGACAAAACAAUCCAAAUUCAAGCAUUUUUAUGGGAAAUAAAUUAAUAAAAAGAUUUGGUACGUUGGGGCCUUACGGUAUAAACUAAAUUCACACAUUUUUAUAAUUUAUUUUCCUAUAUUUUAGGGCCCAAGAUCUAUUUAUUCAAGGCUUGCCUUUUCUUAGAGGAGUUGCUGUCCAUUUAGCAUUUUAGAUUCCGCUAACUUUAAACAUAAAGGAAUAUUACAAAAUUUUGCAUUGACUGGGAAUUAUAUGCAGGUUUCAAUAAAUGCUUUUAAAAAUGUUUCCCAAAACUUUGACACAUUGACUCCCAGUGCUCUGACCUGAGUUUUAUAAAGAAUACAUUCUACAUCGGCCGUGUUGACGAAGAUAAUGGACAAUUUCGUUCACGUGACCUAAAAAACAACGUUAGCGUUAAAAUGUAAAUAAUGUAAAGUGUAGACUUAAAAAAGAAAAUGUGUUGAAUAUUAAAUUCGUCUGAGGAUGCGACCUUAAUGACAUAUUCAUGAAUGUGGGUUUCAUGUUUGCGUACUUCAGGUGGUUUAAGACCGUGUCAUUCUUGGGGCAGGUAAAGACUGUGAAGUUUCAUUUGCAUAUUAUGUUGCUAUGCUAUAUACCGGUACUUUAAAAAAAACGUAUCUCUCAUCUCAUCAGCUUUUGUAAACAAUAUAUAAACCCCAGAUUCGCACACUAGAGGCCACAAAAUAUUCGGUAAUAAUCGGUGAUGGAGCUAGGAUUAGUGCCGCCCGGGAGGUAUCAAGAUUCCCCCCCCCCCCAACACACACUUUUUUCACGACAAUAAAAAUAAAAAAAAAGGGGGCCCCCUGGGCCGGACCCCCCCCCCCCCCCCCCAACCCUCUCCUUCCUACGCCACACGUAACAACUCUUCAUAGGACGAAACAAUAUGAACGAAUGCAAUGUGCUCUCAGUAUAUGGAGCUUCCAACCAGCUGGGGAGCCCAAUGCAUGUUGGUUCUGUGCUUUUAAUCACUCACACUAGCUGGGGUGCCGAAAGCAUGCUGGUUCUGUGCCUUUAAUCACUCACACUAGCUAAGGUGCCGAAAGCAUGUUGGUUCUGUGCUUUUAAUCACUCACACUAGCUGGGGUGCCGAAAGCAUGUUGGUUCUGUGCCUUUAAUCACUCACACUAGCUGGGGUGCCGAAAGCAUGUUGGUUCUGUGCCUUUAAUCACUCACACUAGCUGGGGAGCCCAAUGCAUGUUGCUUCUGUGCUUUUAAUCACUCACACUAGCUGGGGUGCCGAAAGCAUGUUGGUUCUGUGCCUUUAAUCGCUCACACUAACUGGGGUGCCGAAAGCAUGUUGGUUCUGUGCUUUUAAUCACUCACACUAGCUGGGGUGCCGAACGCAUGUUGGUUCUGUGCGUUCAAUCGCUCACACUAGCUGGUGACCCCCAUGCACGUUGGUUCAGUGCGUUCAAUCGCUCACACAGCUCAACUUUGUCCCAUACCCAAUAAUCUUAACGACUCUGGAAAUAACAGUAAUGCAAAAAAUGUUAUACGUGUUACUUUCUCACGUCCUACAAUCGGUUGUAAAUAUGUUCGUGUGCGUGCCUCAUGUGCACGUGACGCAUGUUAAAAAGGCUGUUCUGGCCUUGACCUACGAUAGGGUGACUUUGCCAAAACCUGCUUAAAGCACAUAUUAAACAAUAACUUAUGUAUCGGACGCACUUGGCCAUAAAUCUGGCUCAAAUCAAUAUGUAAAGAUUGGCUAUAGAUCUGUUAUAAAUCAAUAUGUUAAGAUUGGCAAUAAAUAUUUUUUCUUUCAGUCCAGCUACUCCCCGCGCCCCUGAUUUCAUUCUUGCGUGCUAUUUACACGGGCGUGAAGAAGGUAAAACCAAUACCACCCCAACGUAGUUACAAGAUAUACCGAUCAACUUCACAAGCUUAUCUCCACCUGACCCAAGAAUUUUCUUUAUAAUGUUGACUACAGGAUAACAAAGGGUUAAGGGGGUUGUUUUACGAGAAAAAAAAAAGGGGGGGGGGAAGACGUUAUAUAUACCGGUACAUAUAUUUUACUAAAACAUGGUGGGUGGGGGUGGGGGAGGGCGUUAUAUAUAUAUAUAUAUAUAUACACACACACACUCUACUUUAUCAAUGCUUGAUAUGACAAAGUAUGUAGAAAACAUCUCCUACACGGACUCGGCCAACCGGUCCGGCAAGUUAUAAUAUCUUGUACAUACCUAUACCUGCCCACUGGGUGGCUGUGUAUUCUUGGUCCGACUGCUGUUUAUACAGGGGAUCUUAAACUGGUGAUGGAAACCACCAGUACCACCCCCAGUGAACAUUUCUUAUUAUAAAUAAGGUUUGGUUUUUGGCAAUUAUUAACCUAAAAGUAUUCUUUUAGUAUUAGUUCAGUAUUCUUUCAGGUAUUCUAUCAGGUAUUCUUUCAUUAUUCUUUCAGUAUUCUUUCAGUAUUAUGUCAGUAUUCUUUCCGUAUUAUUUCAGUAUUCUGCUCACCCAAGAUAUGGAAGAGGAUUGGGAUCACUUUUGCUGACCUCUGCAAUUUGCAUAUGUAUUUUUUCUCAAUUGUCGCUGUCAUCUCCUAUAAAUAAUGUUUAUUGACAAUAAUGAUGAGACAGGUUCACACAAUUUCAUCGAACCUAGUGCCCUUCUUAUACGAACCUAGUGCCCUUCUUAUACGAACCUAGUGCCCUUCUUAUAUCCAUCUGUAAGGUUCCUUUUAUUUUUUUUGGUGUCAGUUUUAAUGUAACUCUUAUAUAUGUACAUGUUUGAAGGAUAAAAUAUUAGUAUUUGGGAAUAAGACGGUGGAGACCGUAAACUAACCCGUAGGUAGAUAUGACAUAUACCAUGUUAAAAGAUCGACAUACAUGAAUAAUGGUCCAGUAGACUCUUCUUUAUUCUUUAUAAUGGCGAUGAAUGUCAUGGGAGAAUCCAUGGCAGUAGAUUCUCGUGGUGUCCAUGUACCACUGUAUGAGAACCGCUGAGACAAUCUGAAGUCAUUCACCGGGAGUUCUGUGACUCUAAUGACACAUGUACAAAUAAUACAGUCGCCUCAGUUGUGCGUAAACUUAAUGUUCACAAUAUGGUAUUGAGAAAUAGGAUCCAAGUAUGCACAUAGUAUCCCAGUAAAUAUACAGUAUCCCUGAUACCAUAAUAAUAUAGUAUCUCAGUAAACAUAUAGUAUCCCAAUAAACAUAUAGGAUCGCACUAGACAUAUAGGAUCAAGUAUACAUAUAGUAUCCCAGUAAACAUAUAGUACCCCUGUUAACAUAUAAUAUCCCAGUAAACAUACAGUACCCCUGUUGACAUAUAGUAUCAAAGUAAACAUACCUUAUCCCUUUUAACAUAUAGGAUCCCAGUAAACAUACAGUAUCCGAGUAAACAUACAGUACCCCUGUUAACAUACAGUAUCCCAGUAAACAUACAGUACCCCUGUUGACAUACAGUAUCCCAGUAAACAUACAGUAUCCCUUUUAACAUAUAGGAUCCCAGUAAACAUAAAAGAUCCUAGUAGACACAACUUAAUAGCGUGUGAACCAUGAUCAAGACAGCAGUGGAAUUUACCGUAGGUUUAGGACGAUCCUACAUUAUCUGUCGAGGUCUCGUGACAAAGUUAGUUUCAGAAGCUGAUUUUCAUGAUAACAGACAACGCAGAUGUAGUCUCAAGUCGCCAUUUUGACUCAAAGAAUCAAUGCUGAGAACGGGAGAGAAAGAGAGAGAGAGGGGGGGGGGGCUUUUGUUUUGAUCAUAAUUUAGAAAACAAAAAAAAAAACUCUUGCAGAGCGAUAAUAUAGGACUUUGUUACAUUAAAUGUUUAAUUGUAAAAGCUACCUCGAAGCGGUAAAAUUUUUUUAAAAAUAUGAUGUAGAUGAGUUUGUGUGUUGUGGUGUUUUUUUUUAAAGAGGGCGGAGAAGCGUUUAUUCUAUGACAUUUUGUUGUAAUGGUAUUGCCACUCUUUGGAAUAUCAUCCAAUAUUUUAUAAACCUAUCUCUUUGGAAUAUCAUCCAAUAUCUUAUAAACCUAUCUUGAAACUUUUAGUGGCGGGUUGGAAUUCCCAAUCUUCGGGCCAUCCAAUGAAACCAUUCUUUUACUAAAACAUUCAGGACUGCUUGUGUAGCCUUUAAACAAAAAAACUCUCCUGAUAAUUUAUCAAGGUUUUGUCUGGGAAAAUCGUCUGUGUUGGUCUGUGUUGAUCUGUGUUGGUCUAUGUUGGUCUGUGUUGGUCUUUAAGGGUCUGUAUGGUCUGUGUUGUGAUCUGUAGUGGUCUGUGUUGGGGUCUGUGAUUGUCUGUGUUGGUCUGUGAUUGUCUGUUUUGGUCUGUGUUGGUCUAUGUUGGUCUUUGUUGGUCUUUGAUGGUCUGUGUUGUGAUCUGUGAUGGUCUGUGUUGGUCUGUGUUGUGAUCUGUGAUGGUCUGUGUUGGGGUCUGUGCUGGUCUAUGUUGGCCUGUGAUUGUCUGUGUUGAGGUCUUUGCUGGUCUGUGUUGGUCUUUGAUUGUCUGUGUUGGUCUGUGAUUGUUUUUGUUGGGGUCUGUGUUGGUCUGUGAUUGUCUGUGUUGAUCUGCGAUUGUCUUUGUUGGGGUCUGUGCUGGACUUUGAUUGUCUGUGUUGGUCUAUGAUUGUCUGUGUUGGGGUCUUUGAUGGUCUGUGUUGGUCUGUGAUUGUCUGUGUUGGUCUGUGAUUGUCUGUGUUGGUCUGUGAUAGAAAGAAAACGAAUCGUAACGUCAUCUGGCACGAUCAAAUCUACUGUAAAUCUGGAGUCAUAAUUUUUUUUCUUUAAACGACUCCAAGCCCUCGGUGUAAUUCUUUCACACUGCGGAACUGAAGUACUUAGACGAAGCUAAAGUUGAUGAAAAUAUGUCUUCAGUUCGAGCUGUAUCUAAGCAGGGAGUAAUAGAAAUUUUAAACAAAUAUCAAAUAACUUGAUUCAAGUCCAAAGAAAAAAAAAAUUAAAUAACUCGAUUCAAGUCCAAAGAUAAAAAAAAAUCAAAUAACUCGAUUCCAGUCCAAAGGGGUGGAAAGCUUGAUUCUUUGUUUCCUGGUGCGGAAGUGAUGUUGAAUUGAUGACAACCUUGACCUUCGUCUCGAGCAAGACUGAUUUGGUCGGAUAAAUCAAUCAUUCGUACGCCUACUUCUUAUGACCCAUUCAGCUUAUGCAAAUCAAAUUAUAUGUUAAUGAGAACCGCUCUGCCCGCAGAUCGCAAAUAAGCCAACCAUAGCGGUUUCAAUCAAAGAUUUUAAUUAUUUUUUGGCUUCCCCAGAAAAAAGUAAUAACAAUCAAUUUAUGUUGUAUACACUUGAUUCCAUCUCACCAGUUUUAAUUUUAUCUCUGAUAGUGCGAUCGAAAGAGGUGUCGGAGAUCGUGUACGUAUAUCAGGAUAUCCGUUCGUUCUCAGCCCAGGGGCGUGUCACAGCACUAAAAGACCAUGGGUUAAAUACCGUAGUAAUGCCCCCCCCCCCCCCAACUUGAAAUGUUUUUGUACAUGACAGAUUUUUUUUUUAUAUUUACUACCCACGCAUGACGUCCUAUGACCCAGAAUGCUUCACAUCAGAGUUUACAGUAUGUCCGGAUUUGUGGUUCAAACUUAGGUUUACUUUUUGUGGUGACAUCAACGCCACUUCAUUGUGUACUUAUGGAGUUAUUACGAUUCUUAUUUCUUAAAUGCGGUGGUUCCCAAACCUUUUUCCCCCAAACAAUAAUGUAACGAUGAUAAUUGACCGCCCCCCCUCCACCCUUUAAUUUAAAUUAAAUUAUUGGCCCCCCCAAUCAUUUCAUGAAAUAAUAUUGGCAUACGCGUGGGUAUACAAAUAUAAUUGUUAAACUGUUCGCUCCUCUUUUGAAAAUAGUACCCCCUGCCCCGCCCCCCCCCCCCCCCCCCCCAAAUAAAAAGAGUGGCAUUAAAAAGAAAGCACGAGUAGCUCAAGAGUUACACCCAAACACUUGUAAAAAAAAAAAAAACAGCGCUUACCUUAUUGUAAGUAAGCAAUAGAAGUGCACCUGUAUGUUCCAGUUGUACUUUUCCAAAGACACGUCAAUUAAAGAAAUGUAGAUGGUAAAAGAGGGAAAACCGAAGCUUAGAAUUUUAACCAUACCAAGCUUGGCUCCAACCUAUGGGUGUGUCCUAAAUCGCUUUUGUGGUGGCGGUCCUUCCUCUUGAGAGAGGCUUCAGCGUUGGUUAUUAGUGGAACAUUUUUAUCAAUGGAUAUCGAGAACAAUAGAACUACUGCCUUUUGUAGAUCUUUUUUUUUCUCCUUGAAAGAACUUGAAUUGCCUGAAGGCGAAAUGUCUUAGUCCAAAACGCAAAACAAAAACAAAACAAACAAAAAAUUCUCGGGGAAUGGAGUCAUUAGGGAUUGAAGCAGGAAAGUGGGCUGAGUUUAGGGGUGGACAUAAGUCUUCAUUUAAUCACCCAACUAAACAUGUUUGUGACACAACAUUUUACUUUUAUUUAUUUAAGGAUUAAAUUUAUAUAACGAAAGUUUAUCAUUUUUGUGGAGAAAUUUUAAGGUUUGCAAUUUUAAAUAGACUAUUUUUUAAAUCUUUGAAUAGAAAUUGCAACCCUUUUUUUUUAUUUCAUUGAUUAAACAUCAGCACGUGACUCAUGUCUAAAAAUACACUUUUCUUUGCAGUGAAAUAACUGGACUUUACAACCUGAUCAACUUUCAGCCUUGACUCGAUCACCAUGACCUGAUUUGUCGAAUACAGACUUGUAUCCCUGCAGAUCAACAUUAAACAGUGCUUCAACAACAAGAUCUAUAUCAGAAACUCUCACAAUGUCGGGAAUAGAGGUCACAAAAAAGGUCAGCCACCUUGGCACGUGGCACGAGGAUGUCCUCACCGAUGAAAUCCUUAAAACCAUAGCCACUUCCGUUUCCAGCAGCAAGGGCAAGAGGAGAAAAAUCAAACUGAGCAAGGCCGGCCUCAAGGUCAUCUCCUCCAGGUUCUUCCAAGAAAACAAAGUGGAAACCUACCCCAUCAGUGACAUCACAACCGUGACGAAGAAUCCGGAUUCGACGUCUUGCGUCAUGUUCGUCCUGCCCGAUCCCAAGAAGAAGUACAGAAUCAUGGCCUUCCGGUGCGCGUCUGACGCUGAUUCGCAUCUCAUCACUUCAAUAUUCGCGCAAAUCAAACGCGACGUCCACUCGUCGAAUGUGGAGCUGAAGCAGCGUGACAACGGCAACUGGACACUCAGCCAGAGGAGCGCCCACAAUGCCAGCCGCCACAUGGCCGAAAUCUUCCCCCAGCGCAGUCAGCCCAAUGGGGCGGUGAUUGUGAAAACGAAUGGCGAUGUGCCCCACGUCCCUGUGUUGGACCGGAGUAAGAGCAACACGCCUUCUGAGGUUCACAACGGAACAACGUACAUCAAGAGGACUGUUGUUCAUCAAAAUAGCAACAGCAGCAGCAACAGUAGCAACAACAACAACAACAACAAAGUUGUGGUGAGCAAGAAGACGAAGGUGGUUAAAGACGAAGACGAUGAUUACGUCAUAGAAACGGAAGUGUCCCCGUUUCCUUACACCCCGCAGCCGAGACCUGCGCAGAGCGUGGAGAUUUUCAAAGAGGAGCUCGAGGAUCUGUCGCAGGAAGUGAGAGAGCUGAAAGCGAGGCUUUCCUACGAUCAUCACGACGGCAGGCGGGUUUCCGCCACGUACAUUGAGCCGAACGUGGUCUAUCAACAACAUCCGGGUCACGUUAUACUUCCGUCACGGCCGGUUGUCUACUCGGGCUCCCCACACGAGAGCGCCCACGCCCCGCACCACGUGAUCUACAAGGCGCCUCCAAAGACAUACGAAGGCAGGGUCGUCUCCUCAGCAGGCUACUACACCAACCCGUGGGCGUCACACCGGAGAUUCGUGGGGGAGUUCGCACCCCCAACACGGAUUACAGGGCGCAAACCGUCUAGUAAGAAAUUCUAUAAUGAGUAUGUGUUGUUACUAAUAGACAUGGGUGGAAUGUGCCGCCAGGAAAUUCCCGAUGGGUCGCCUGCGACACUUGUAUAUACACAUUUCAAUUAAACAUCUACUUAGAAAUCUUUUUGUGCAGGGCUGCUUCGACGCCACUGCUCAUAAACAUUAGUUGAGUAAAGAUACACAGGAAGAACUAAUGCAAACCAAAUAAACCUUACAAAAUUAUAUAGUUGUAUUACAAAAGAUUUAGAAUCAAUCUGUGAUUUCAAAGAAGAAAAAAAUGACUCCGCUGCGGUAUCCCUUAUGUAACUAUUACAGUGAUACUCUUAAAUUUCCGUGAAAACUAUUCAUCUCACUAUUAUAAAUUUCAUCCAGUGGCUCUAAAAGACUAAACAUAUUAAGAGAAAAUAUAUUAAUUCUUAUUAUUUAGCUACUAAUUAAAACCGGUAGGUUGGAGGGGGGGGGGGGGGGGGGGGGGGGGGGGGGAGAGCUUCACAUGAAAGGGAAGGUAAGCAAAAAUUAAAAUAGAUUAGAUGUAUUUGUUUUGCAGUGGUCUAACUUGGACCGUCCCAUUUAUAACCAUAGUUAGGGCGUCACCAUCUUGGUUAAAGUAAACAAAAUAUUUACUUUGCUACCACACGAUUCUGAUCUAAUCUUUCCAAUAAAUAUCAUUCAAAUAUUACAUAUAAGUUUAAUUAAUAAUCUGAAAUCAACCGCUUGAAAUAAGUAUGUUAAGAUAAUUGACACGGAUGAUAACAAAAGUUAGGCAGUGGAGUGUUCCUCACUCUAAGGCAAGGCAGGGGUCCGGAACCUAUGGCUCGCGAGCCAGAUGUGGCUCUAUUGAUGGCUGCAUCUGGCUCGCUGACACAUGUUCGAUUAUUUUAAAAAAUGUUUUUUUUAGACUCCUUUGAUUAGCAACAGCAUACCAAUGUUAUUAAAAAGAAUUCAGAUACAAAAUUAUUGCAUUUUUAAUGUUGAAAUUACACAAAAUGCACACAUUUACUUGAAUUUUUAGUUUUAAACAAAAUGUAUGUCUCUCACAGAAUUACUUUUCAAAAUAUGUGGUGUCCAUGGCUCUCUCAGACCAAAAGGUUCCCGACCCCUGCUCUAAGGUCACUAAGGACCUCGGACCUCGAUCAUUGUUAUGUUUUUGGUGUCCACGGUGGACUUCUGACGAGAAUAGCCCACCCAGCAAGGGCCGUCCAUAAAUUAGUUUUAAAAACAGGGCCUGGGUUAGGAAAAUGUUUGACAAGGCAGAGGGGAAAGUCAAAAUAAAUUGACGUCAACCAUUUUAUUUUUCUUAAAUUUAUUUUUUUUAAAAUAAUAUAACAUAAAUAGGAGUGGAUAAUGUGCUGCAAAUUAUUUUUUAAAUUUCAAUAGCUAUAAAAAAUAUAUAUAAUUUCAAAUGGUCUGAGCCCUCCAUAAUAAUAAUUUAAUAUGGCAAUGACAUAUUGAUCAGUUACUGUGCCCUGUAUCAAAAAGGGAGACAUUUGCCUUAACGUGAGGAUAACAAAAAAUUAAUAACAAUAAUAUUUAGACCUAAUACAGUCUUAAAUAAAAUAUGUAUUAUAAAAUUGAUUCUAGUCAUUGAUUCUAAUUGUUACAAAUUUAAUAUUUGUUUUAAAAAGUGUGUUUUUUUUUUUUUUUAAUGUAACGCAUUUGUUGUUCCCCGCCGAAUUCCAUAUCGUAAAUCGUAAGCAUUUUUUAAAAAAUCCAUAUUUAUUAAAUUUUAUUUACAUGUUUUUUUUUUUAAAUUUGUUGUUCCCCGCCAAAUUCCAUAUCGUAAAUCGUAAGCAUUUUUUAAAAAAUCCAUAUUUAUUACAUUUUAUUUACAUGUUCUUUUUUUUAAAAAUGGGGGGGGGGGGCAAUAUUUGACAUAAUUAAUUAAGGAUGGCCCUGAAAGAUUGACAGUUGUUGGCAGGGGGGUAGGAGGAGGGGUAAAAAAAAAGUAGCCAAUUUUGUUGAAAUAAUUAAUGUAUGGCCCCCAACACUAAUUCUUAUCUCAUUUUUUUUUUAAAACAUCUUUCCAGUCGUGGGAUCAGAGCACGGCAGUCUUCACAUGAGAUACGAAACUGAGUCUGUCUUGUCCAAGAGCAGCCGUCGCUCCAGGUCGUUGAGCAACUUCUCCGUCUCCACGACUGUGCCUAGAACAAUCGAGAACACCUACGGCAGACACCCUGUGGUCAUCAGGAGGCCCUCUGGGCAGGUCAUCGUGUCCUCUGGACGACCUCGACCUCACACCUACCAUGACGUGGCGCUAUGAGGCUAACGGCGCCGCCGACGUCGUCCGACGCCAAGUCCCGUGAAUUCAAUUCAGAGCGGUCUAAGCGGAAAUUCAAAACACAAGAUUUUAUACUCUAUGGCCGAGAUGACUAGAGUCCCUUGACAUUGCUUUAAUCUGUAAUCCGUGAAAGAAAGAACAUUCUCGAAUAUCUAAUUAACUUGAGCUUUGUAAUAAGGAGAUGGUAUGCCCAAAAAUGAAGUGUGUUGCGUUGUUCUGACUUAUGCCUAGCAAUGAUGUAUCUAGCUUUUUUCUUAUAUAUAAAUCUACAUUUAUAUGACACAUACAUUUUGUAAACCACAUUUUUUCCCCCGUAAAUUCUAAACAUCAGGCUAGCCCAAAAUAAGGACACAAAACACUAUCAUAGCAUUAGAGUAAUUGGUACACUUGGUGCUUUCAUCCCUUCCACUUUGUAGACCUUUUAUGUUUUUGUUGUAUGGGGUACUCCAAAUUUGUGUAAAACAGAGUAGCUUGCCCGUGGUUGCCGCCUACAUAUUACCAAUUUGGGUUUUUCCGAAAAUAAAUAUUGUUUUUCCUUCGUGAACGUACACCAUUGACCAUUGAAUAGGUUGGUGUUUUUCCUUCGUGAACGUACACCAUUGACCAUUGAAUAGGUUGGUGUUGUUUUUCUUCCAAAAAUGUUCUCGCGUUAUUGCGGUUAUCUUUGGAGACAAUGAGAAACUCUUCCCUAUACAUUUAAUUUAGUGGGGGGGGGGCUCGAGCAGGGUUUCUUUCAGCUAUAUCUCCGGGGGGCACUGCCCCUCCCCCCCCCGGGGAAAGCCAAGUGCCCCCCCACGGAGAAAAAUAUGUCCAACAAUAAAUCAACUGGCACUGCCCCCCCCCCCCCACGAAAAAUCUGAAGUGCCCCCACAGGGGAAAAUUUCUGAAAUAAUCACUGGCCUCGAGUGUUUUCAGAUUUAUACAUUUACUGAACAUAUAUGGAACUGUUAAUUGUAUGAAAACCUACAAAUUCCCACAGAAUAAAUUAUUUAUUAUAAGUUAUAAGUGUCAUUCGUUUUCUCGAUCUAUAGAUGAGAACAACAUAUUUAACGAGAUGUGCCAAGGACUAGGGUUAAGGUUAGGGUUAUGCAUGGGGCUAGGUUUAGGGUUAUGGUUAGGGCUAGGAAUAGGUUUAGGGCUUGGGUUAGGGUUAGGGUUCGGGCUAGGGUGUAAUGAUAUAUCCAUAGCACUUAAUUCAACUAUUACAAUCCUGCAUUGUAAUAUGAAGGACUAAAUGUUUCAUGUACACUGAAUGUUAACUUUAAAGUAGUUGGCAAGCAACAAACAAAAUCACUGAAAAUUUUCAACAAGUCUAAAUACGGGGUAAAUUAAAACUAGAACUCAACAUUACAUUUAUGUAAAAAAGGUUAUCUCCGAAACCUUACUUUUGGGGGUAAAAUUUAUUAAAAGGCCUGGCCAGUAUUCUUUUCUAAUAAAAGAACCUCAAGGUUUAUUUUUAGAUAAUGUCUGCCGAAAAUUAAAUGAGAAUUUCCCGGCAGUGAAUACUAUGCUGAGAGAAUGAUGAAGACUUGCAUUCUGUUAUGUAUAUAAUUCAUGUGUUUUAAAUUACAUAUUUCUAUUUAUAUAUAUAUAUAUAUA
This is a messenger RNA of Lymnaea stagnalis (great pond snail), 26688 nucleotides long. NCBI's taxonomy places the organism in Eukaryota, Metazoa, Mollusca, Gastropoda, Lymnaeidae. The record is from the annotation of a GenBank genome assembly.